AUGUACAAGCUCAUUCGGCGCAUUUCAAGUUCAUUUUUCCCUCAUCCAGAUCAGUCUUUCACCGACGCCGACACGUCGAGUGCACCGCAGAUCGGUCGGAAACGACGACUGAGCACUACCGAACCUGACGAGCCAUCGUCAUCUGCCAAGAAACAGAAGUCAGAACCGGAUGAUGCGUCAGAUACCGCAUCGGACACCACAGACACUCCCUCGCAACCAACGAAGGAGACACAGGAUGUGAAGGAGGUUACCAAGGGCGUUCGCGACGUGGAGCUCGAGGAGAAGGCUGCGUCGGUAUCAUCUGCAGAUGAUGAAGCCGCUGGUGUUCCCCUACCCGACUCGCCAGUCUUGAAAGCGACAGAGGUGUCACAGGAGGUAGAGGAGGAGCCGUUGGAGAGGGAGCCGUUGGAGGAGGAUGCUCCAUCAAAGGAGCCGGUGCACACCGACAUAGACGAAGAGGACCGGAAGGAGAACAUACCUCCAUCAGAACAGGCUACCGCGACGGAAGUAGGAAAGGAGGAGACGCUGCAUGCUGAUGUGCAGUCUGAUGAAGAAGAGAUUCCUGGUUUUCCGUCGACAGCUGGUGUUGCAGCAGUUAUAGAAGCAGGAAAGGUCGCGGAUGAGGUGGCCGUUUCGAAGAGGAAGGAUUCGACGGAUGCUCUGACUUCAAAGCCAAGUACUUAG
Sparassis crispa is the source of this 684-nucleotide messenger RNA. RefSeq lists its product as hypothetical. The transcript has 2 exons. The coding region runs from base 1 to 684 and encodes 227 amino acids. The record is from RefSeq and is a predicted model, not a curated record. NCBI's taxonomy places the organism in Eukaryota, Fungi, Basidiomycota, Agaricomycetes, Polyporales, Sparassidaceae.